UCAAGUAUUCGCAGUUUUAAUAAUAGUGAGAUGCAAGGUAGCGGAUACGAAGAGGACAAGCGUAUUUCACUAACACUACACAAGUUGAAAAUGCGGUGGAUAUAUGUUGUUACAGGUGUUGGAGUAUACGCCUGGGUCCAUUUCUGUUUAGCAGUAAGUAUGGAUAUAUGCAAAGAAGGCUACGUGAGAGCACCCAGCAUCACUCUGACGAUAAAUUUGACUUCAUUCACCAAUUGUUGUUGUCAUCUUGAAUUUCGAAGAAAUCAGACAGUGUGGAGAAAUAUGACUGUGGGCUGUGGAAUAAAGCUUGUACAUAAUGCAUCAUUCCUUGACAAAAACUGUACAAGUAGAGGCACCAUUUCUCAGCAAGUCAAACUGGGUGAAACUGCUCUAGAUCUGUGUGUUGUUCGGGAAGAUGGCCAUAUCCAGAAUGAGGCACGUAAUGGCGAGCUUAUAUUGACAACAACAAUGCAAGAUAUAGGCAUGAACUGCAGUGGGCCUACAACAAUGGAUGCAAGCACUUAUUCCACUCAGCCAGAUCGGACCGAGAUAGACACAACUACAGAAAAGUCGCCAGGAAACAAAGUGACAUUGUGGAUUAUCAUACCAUGUGUCGUUGGAGGAGGUGUGCUUGUCACCAUUACUGUAUGCACUUUGUGUGUGUACAAAAGACGGAGACGCAGGAAUAAGCAAGCGCAUAUUCACCAAGGCUGUGCAGACACCGGUACACCAACGGAUGACGAUGAUCUAGUUAGGUCAGACAACUCUCUGUACGGCGAUAUUCACGUCGCAUCAAGUGUUCCCGACAACGCAACGAAUAUCCAGCCUAAAAAUCAUGGGGUAACAGGAAACGUAACAACAUCAACUACAGACCCGGAAUGUGAUGACUUGUAUGCUAAAGUGAACAAGACGAAACCUAUGUCGUAAAAAAGCGAAACGGAGUUGACACAGUGGUACCCGAGUUUCUGUUUCCUUUAGGAAACAUGUGCCUUUUAAUCAUAUAGAUUUGAAUAAAAUCCGCUUAAGAAGAGAUAAACUUGGAGAUCCCAAAGUUAUGUAGGCCCUAUACCUGGAUAAUGUUGUGAUACCCACGAACAAUUAACUUGCAAUUAAAGUCUGAAAAUUACUGAA
Haliotis rufescens (red abalone) is the source of this 1131-nucleotide messenger RNA. RefSeq lists its product as uncharacterized. NCBI's taxonomy places the organism in Eukaryota, Metazoa, Mollusca, Gastropoda, Lepetellida, Haliotidae. The record is from RefSeq and is a predicted model, not a curated record. The coding region runs from base 31 to 927 and encodes 298 amino acids. The transcript has 6 exons.